GAAAACAAAAAACGAUCCAAAAACAAAAAGCCAUAAUUUCAUCCAGUGUGUUCGACUUCGACACUCUCCAUUCUUACAGUAAUCGCAAAUGGCCACUCUUCCAACCAUCUCCAAGGCCAUCGCGGUGCUAUUCCUGGCCUCAUGGACCGCAACCGCUCUCUCCUUUGCGGCCCUGGACGCGCUCAACUCCGAUCGGGGCAUGCUUAGCCUGAUCGUCCCCACAAGCCUUCUCACAUUCCUCAUCUGUCGUCUAUUUAUCGCAUCGCAGCCAUCUGCCAAUUCUGGGACUGCAAACACCACAGUCGCGCAAACCAUCACCACUGCGCAUCGCCACUCGCCGCGCAACGCGCUCAUCCUGCUCCUGUUUACCCUCUCCUGGCUCUAUGAGCUACUCUUCAAAUGCGUCGGCAUGUUCAUCGUAACGCUCGUUGGCGGCUUUCUUUUCACGGCAAUCCACAACGAUGCCUUCGUGGAGAAGAAUGAUACCGCAAGCGAGACGCAGGAUGUCAGCGAACUCGAGUCUUCGACGUUGGCGGGGUUGAACGACUUCCAGGAGAAGACCGGGGUCGAUCCCACGCAGAUCGUCAAGGCGAUCCCCCCGCGCGCGCUGCUCUACCUUGUUCUUCUGGUGUGGGUCAAUCUGGCGACCUUGGGGCUCUAUAUCUUGCGGCUGGCUUGGAAAUCGUUGAUGACGGUGCUGGGGGGUCCGAUUAUGGCUCCUGCGGUGGCUGAUGAGAAAAAGUAGAAUAGGGGGUUCGGGGUUGUUAUCAAUGCGAUACGUCAAUUAGAUGGCUUUUGGUAUUGAUAUUUCAAAUGGUACUAAUCUUAAUCUUACGAAUGUUCCACCCAGGCGGGGACCAGGUAGAAGCGAUACUAGC
This is a messenger RNA of Aspergillus uvarum CBS 121591, 878 nucleotides long. RefSeq lists its product as uncharacterized. The record is from RefSeq and is a predicted model, not a curated record. Bases 89 to 745 code for a protein of 218 amino acids. The transcript has a single exon. Lineage: Eukaryota; Fungi; Ascomycota; Eurotiomycetes; Eurotiales; Aspergillaceae.